Molecule: messenger RNA, 953 nt
Organism: Closterium sp. NIES-65
Lineage: Eukaryota; Viridiplantae; Streptophyta; Zygnematophyceae; Desmidiales; Closteriaceae
Source: the annotation of a GenBank genome assembly
AUGACGGCCCUGGCCCGUGGUCGGGAAGCGGAGUCGCAAGAUGGACGACGCCAGCUUUCCCUGGUUUCAGAUUCGCCGCCUAACCUGCCGCGGCGGCUCCCGCCUUCCUGGCAACCAUGGACUACGGAGGAGGACGCGGUGCUGCUGCGGCACGCGCUGAGGCACGGCACGCGGCAGUGGGGGCGGCUGGUGCGAGGCAAGCAGCUCCUGCGCGGCAACAAGGCGUGCUGCAACCGUUUCCUCUUCCUCAAAAAGAAGUUUACCCAGAAGCCCACUGAUGCCACAUUGCCAGCUCAGCAACAGUUCCAGCAAGGCCCAUCCGUCUCCACUUCCUCCAGCCAACCACAGCGACACAUGUGUAGCCGUCCUGAUGUGGCGUUGCAAUAUGGCGGGCUGUCAUUGGUCGAGUGCAUGCAGCUGUUCCUCCCCGCUGGUAUUCGAGACAUCGUGGUCCCACCUGCUGUUUCACCUGACCAUGCACCUGAGUUCAAUCCAGCACCUGCUGAGGCUAUCCUCGCGGAUCCGGAGCAGUUUGUACCGAGCAUGGGACGCCUAGGGAGAGAGAAUGCAGUAGCAGCAGCAGCAGUAACAGCAGCAGCAGCAGCAAUAGCAGCAGCAGCACCAGCAGCAGCAGCAGCAUCAGGACAAGUAGGAGAAGGAGCAACAGGAGCUCAGCAGCGCACAGCAUCAGUGGCAGAUCGCCAGCUGGCUCACAUUCUGUUUCCGGAAUUACGAGCCACAGAUGUAUGCACCAUGAACCCCAUGAAUCGGGGGAUGAAGAGGCUUCGCAAUGUCAACACAGGAUUCAGCAGCGGCGGCGCUCACACCGGCACGUGUGAAGGCCUGUCGGCUGUGCAGCUUCAAAACAUUGAAGUUGGUGAUGCCUUGGCUGAGCGCUCGCUGCUUCUGCAGGCCGCUGACAGCCGGACCUGCCAGCGGAAUUGCGGGAAUAG